AUGUUUUGUAAGAUCGUGAAAUCACAAAUCUUCGACAUUGAAAUCUUCAUGAUGACGAACACACUGCGGAAGAUGAGCGAGUUGCUGGGCAGUCGCGUCAGUGCACAGACUUAUUACGCAAAGCUGGAACGGCCGCUGUGCUUGAUCAUAGAGGAUCUGGCUCCUUUGAACUUUCGUAUGGCCAAUCGUCACACUGGCCUCGAUAAGGAACACGCGACACUGGCCGUUCGAGGAUUAGCCAGGUUCCACGCAGCUUCAGUUGCUUUGUGCGACAAGGAGCCGAAACAAAAGUUAAUAUAUUGGAGAGGGAUACUCAACGAAGAGACUCCAGAAGAAUUAUCACAAUUCUUUAAAGCUGGCGUUCUUGGUCUUGCAGAUGAAGUAGAAAAAUGGCCACAAGACGGAAAAAGGUACGCGGAGAAAAUUAGGAAAUUCGCCGAAAAGGCACACCGUGUGGAAGUCCAGGCGCUGAAACGCAAAGACGACGAGUUCAACGUCAUAAAUCAUGGGGACUCGUGGACGAACAACAUGAUGUUCCGAUACGACAAAAAUGGCAAGCCUGUCGAGCAUAUUUAUGUGGAUUUCCAGCUCUGCCUCUACAGUUCGCCAGCGGUCGACCUGCACUACUUGUUCAACUCGAGCGUCUUCGAGGAAAUCGACGAGAACCUCAGUAGCGAAGAUCUGCUCGAGGAGUACCACAAAACUCUGGUCGCCACGAUGAAACAGCUCAAUUGCAAAACGCAGCCGCCCACUAUGAAGGAACUAAAGAGGACCAUGGACGAACGACUGGCCCACGCGAUGGUAUCGUCAUUCAACAUACUGCCAUUCGCUCUGACCGAGAAAGAGGAAGUGAAGACCAUCGACGACGUGAUAAGGGAGAAAGAUAAAUUCACAAGUCCCGGAACAAGGAACCCGACGUUCCGGAAGAUAUUGUCGAAACGACUAAAAAAAUUCGAAAAGGCAGGCCUUCUAGAUUAA
Molecule: messenger RNA, 978 nt
Organism: Heterotrigona itama
Lineage: Eukaryota; Metazoa; Arthropoda; Insecta; Hymenoptera; Apidae
Source: the annotation of a GenBank genome assembly